AUGUCAUCAAAUGUUACUAUUCGUCUUACUUUAGAUUCAAGUGCUGUAUCUCGUCAAAAGCCAAGUAAAGAUGAGGAUUGGGGUCUGAAUGAAUCUGCUCUUGUAUUAACUAUUUUUGAUGUUGGGGCUGUAAAAGCACAACUGGAUACAUUAGACUGUGAAUAUCAAGAUAGAUCUAUUAAAUCUUUUAGUGGCACUUUUCGAUUAAUUGAACUUUAUACUCUUGAUCCUUUGAAUAACACUAUUGUUUUUGCUAAUAAGCCUGCUUUCCCAAGUCUUCUCGAAACACCUCUUAGUGGACCUGGUUCUGUUGAAGAUGCCGCUAAAAAGAUGGGAAAAUGUAAAAAGAUUGGUGUCCUUACUUCAGGUGGUGAUGCACCUGGUAUGAAUGCUUGUGUACGUGCUGUUGUUCGUUAUGGUAUUUCAAAGGGUUGUGAAAUUUUUGCUGUUUAUGAAGGUUAUCAAGGUCUUGUUGAUAAUGGUAUUAAAAAAAUGGAAUGGAAGGAUGUUCGAGGUUAUUUAGCAAUGGGUGGUACUAACAUUGGUACUGCAAGAUGUAUGCCAUUUAAAACCCGUGAAGGACGUCUUCAAGCUGCAGAGAAUUUGAUUAAGAAUGGCAUUGAUGCACUUAUCGUAUGUGGUGGUGAUGGUUCAUUAACAGGUGCAGACCUUUUCCGUUCUGAAUGGACUGGAUUAAAUGAAGAGCUUUUAGAAAAUGGUAGAAUCACUCAAGAGGAAUCAGAAGCAUAUAAGCAUUUAACCAUUGUUGGUCUUGUUGGUUCAAUUGAUAAUGAUAUGUCCUCCACUGAUAUCACCAUUGGUGCUGUUACCUCACUUCAUCGUAUUUGUGAAGCUGUUGAUUCUAUCAGUACAACCGCUUUAUCUCACUCUCGUGCCUUUGUAGUGGAAGUGAUGGGUCGUCAUUGUGGUUGGUUAGCUUUAGCUGCUGGUAUCGCUACAGGAGCAGAUUUUGUUUUCAUCCCUGAAAAGCCUCCAGUUGAAGACAACUGGGCUGAUACAUUAUGUGCUGUCGCUCAUCGUCACCGCCAACUUGGUAAACGUAAGACAGUUGUGAUUGUAGCUGAGGGUGCCCUUGAUAAAAAUUUAAAUCCUAUUAAGGCUGAUGAUAUUAAAGAUAUCCUUUCUGAACGUCUUGGCCUUGAUACUCGUGUUACUACCUUAGGUCAUACUCAACGUGGUGGUUCCCCUGCUGCCUUUGAUCGUAUCUUGGCUACUAUUCAAAGUGUAGAAGCAGUGGAUGCCGUCUUGAAUUCUACUCCUGAAACGCCUUCCCCCAUUAUUGGUAUGAGUAACAAUCAAGUCACAAGUGGUCCCCUUAUGAAGGCCGUUAAAUUGACUCAUGAAGUCGCUGAAGCUAUUGGUAAAAAAGAUUUUGCUCGCGCUAUGGAUCUUCGUGAUCCUGAAUUUGCUGAUCAGUUCGAUGCUUAUACUGCAACAACCAUCUUGGAUGAUGAAUCCAUGUUGCUUCCUCAACACCGUCGUCUUCGUGUUGGUAUCGUUCAUGUCGGUGCUCCCGCAGGUGGCAUGAACGCUGCUACUCGUACCGCUGUUCGUUAUGCUCUGAAUCGUGGUCAUAAACCCUUUGGUAUCUAUAAUGGCUUCCCCGGUUUGGCUCAAGGUUCUGUACAUGAAUUGACUUGGAUUGAUGUGGAUGGUUGGACCCACCGAGGUGGUUCUGAAUUGGGUACAAAUCGUGCUGUCCCUGGUGAAUCCGUUGAUAUGGGUAUGCUUGCUUAUCAACUUCAAAAGUUUAAUAUUCAAUCUCUCCUUAUCGUUGGUGGCUUUGAAGCAUUCUCCUCUGUCAUCAAUUUGGAAAAGGCUCGUGAACAAUAUCCUUCCCUUAACAUCCCUAUUGCUUUAAUCCCCGCUACUGUCUCUAAUAAUGUUCCUGGUACUGAUUUCUCACUUGGUUCUGAUACUGCCUUGAAUGCCAUUGUUGAUUCUUGUGAUGCUAUUGUUCAAUCAGCUCGUUCUUCACGUCGUCGUGUCUUUGUCGUUGAAGUCCAAGGAGGUCGUUCAGGUUAUUUAGCUGUCGAAGCUGGUUUAGCUAGUGGAGCAAGUACUAUCUAUAUUCCUGAGGAAGGCGUUAAUCUCGCUCGUCUCCAAUCCGACUCUCGCCAUUUGAUGGCCAUGUAUAUGGAUGAUGCAUCCGAUAAAUCUGAAGGUAGAAUUAUCUUACGUAAUGAAACUGCCAGUAAGACAUACACAACGGAUGUCAUCUCUGAAAUCUUGAAAGAUGAGGGACAUGCCUUGUUCGAUUCUCGUACAGCUGUCCUUGGUCAUAUUCAACAAGGUGUUAACCCUAGCCCCAUGGAUCGUAUUAGAGCCACACGUCUUGCCAAAUGUUCUAUUGAUUUCUUUGAAGAGCACACCUCUGCUGCACUUGAAAGGGCUUAUGCUAAUAAUGAACCUGUUCCUAUUGAAUUAUCAAAUGCGACCGAGUCUGCUGUUGUUACGGGUCUUUCAGGUGUCAGUGUUACUUAUAAGCCUGUAACUGAAUUGAUCGCUGUUACAGAUAUGAAGAAUCGUAAGCCCUUAGAUGCCUGGUGGAUGGUUCAUCGUCCUCUUGUUGACUUAUUAUCUGGUCGUGGUUUAUUCACUCCUCAAGCUCAAGCUACUUUAUCUCAUGCUAAAAAAUAG
This is a messenger RNA of Cokeromyces recurvatus, 2661 nucleotides long. Its product is annotated as 6-phosphofructokinase. The coding region runs from base 1 to 2661 and encodes 886 amino acids. Gene Ontology annotation, biological process: canonical glycolysis; fructose 6-phosphate metabolic process; fructose 1,6-bisphosphate metabolic process. The transcript has 4 exons. Lineage: Eukaryota; Fungi; Mucoromycota; Mucoromycetes; Mucorales; Mucoraceae. Gene Ontology annotation, cellular component: mitochondrion; cytoplasm; 6-phosphofructokinase complex. The record is from RefSeq and is a predicted model, not a curated record. Gene Ontology annotation, molecular function: monosaccharide binding; ATP binding; 6-phosphofructokinase activity.